Messenger RNA from Cylindrotheca closterium, 1608 nucleotides. The record is from the annotation of a GenBank genome assembly. NCBI's taxonomy places the organism in Eukaryota, Bacillariophyta, Bacillariophyceae, Bacillariales, Bacillariaceae.
AUGGACCCAUCGAAAUGGCAAUAUCUUGUAGAAGGUGGAGAAAAUGCGAUCUAUGAACAAACUACAACAACCUCAUCAGGAGGAUCUUUCCAUCAAUUGUUGCGAAUAAGAAAACAAGAUUUGGCUCUUUCCGAUCAAAUGGUUUCUUGUUUUUCGAAGACAAAAGCCUGCCAUGACAAAGCUGAAAACUCAAAAAGUUAUUUGGAAGGUGUCGUCGCACCUCUAUUGGAACCCUACAUCGAUGUUCCCGCUACCAUCCACCUGGAAUGGUCCUUUGUCGCAGCAUUGAAACAGCAAACAAUGGAACAUGGCUGCAUCCCCGAUGCUCGAAAAAGCAGCUGGAACCUUCCACCGAAAAUAAAUGGAGAUAGUCUGGGCUCCGACAAUAUGGAGCGACAGGUAAGGGCCCAGCUGAUACCCGACUAUCGAAUGCUCCCGGUGACACCCACAAAGGAUGAUGAUACUCACCUCAUCCCAGCAACAGCCGUCCUCAGUGUGGAGCUGAAACCAAAAGCUGGUUAUCUUGCGUGUUCGCCACUAGUCCAGCCGAAACACAGAAUAAAGUAUCAACAUUCACGUUACGUGCUCAAGCAGAAACUAUAUCAACUCGAGCAGCAAGAAGUUAUCAGAUCAGGCUGGUCUUCUGCUGAUGGUCAAGUCCAGCAAAGCCAUUUUGAUCCAUUGAACCUAUACUCGGGCGAUCCGGAACGAAUUCAAAAGGCAAUCCAAGAGCUUUUUCGUUGUCCUCAGAAUAAUCUUCGAGUCACUUGCAAUAAGCAAUUGUUCUUGUCCAAAGAAAAGGAUGGCUCACCAGCAUACAGUGAAAAUGCUGAAAUGUUGAGUCAGGAUAUUCUAUCGGAAUGGAUUGGUGGUGUCGGCAGUAGUAGUCUGGACGUUCUAUCGACCAUGAUGAUAAAUAUUUCCAACUGGCUCGUGGGGGUCUUUCAACAAGAAACUGUGCUCCAACGCUUGCAAAAAUUGCAAAAGUUGGACAUUGUGGACGCUGAUGGAGCAAUCCUUUUAUACCAUCGGCUAGUAGAAUUGUGCAAGGGUUCGCACGAAGAGGCACAAUCUCUCUUGGACAAUGUGAUGACAAUGUUGAGGAAAGAGACAGACGGAACGCCGCCACUGGAGGACUCGCCAUUUGCAUGGUCCCAAACAAAUGACAGCGAUGACUUUCUACCCAACUUCUGUCGCAAAAUCAAAGAAUUUGAAAAGAGUCUAUUGGAGGUCGCCCCCAAGUUGCCGCCUGAGAAGUUUUUGGACCACCAUCAUGAGGAAAUGAUGAAAAUGAUACAAUCAAUGGAUUCUUCUGACUGCCAGUAUUUACUCUGGAACUGGCUUUUGUCAUUGACGCUGAAUGAUAUCAGUAUCUUUGUUACUUUUCAAAAAGUAAAAGUGCCAUUCGAAAAGAAUUUCCAAGAGCUGGAUUCUAGUCCAAUAACAACAGGUAGCAGAAGUCAUGGGAUUCUGAAGUUACCGCGAGAGAACAAAGAGGAUGAUGUCCAUUUGGCCUACACAAUACGGAUUAUUGAUUGCGAUGGAAAAGCUUCCAACAAGCUCCGCAAACGAUGGAAGAAAGAAGAGCCAUUUGCACUACUACUGUGA